AUAAGGGCAUUUGUCAUAUCAAUCCGUCGACAUAUCCAUAAUAUGGAUUCCAUAUAUACAAACAUUCGUCACGAUAAAAUACAAACUUGUUAGUUUUAAGAGCUGGAGCUCACCUAAGAUAAUGUCUUCUCCUGCAGAAAAUGACACACCUUCCAGCAGCGGGAAAUCCAACAACAGUGCGGUCAGGAGAAUCCAGAGGGAGCUGGACGAGAUGGAGAGGAAUCCGCCGCCAAACUGCAGUGCCGGUCCCACGGAGGACAAUCUGUACAGGUGGACCUCGACGAUCAUGGGACCAGCGGACUCCGUCUACGAGGGUGGCAUAUUCGAGCUGGACAUAUUAUUUCCGCAGGAGUAUCCUUUUGUGCCGCCGAAAGUCCUGUUCCGCACGCCCAUCUAUCACUGCAACAUCCACCGCCACGGCUUCAUCUGUCUGGACAUCCUGAAGGAGAACUGGUCGCCGGCACUGACCAUCUCGACGAUACUGCUAUCCAUUUGCUCCCUACUCACCGACUGCAAUCCCUACGAUCCGCUGGUGAACAAGAUUGCCGUAGAAUAUAGAACAAACCGAGAGCAACAUGACAAGAUAGCGCGACUCUGGACCAAACGAUAUGCAACUCCCAGCAACUCUUAAUGACCCCAAAAGCCAAAUUAAGCGUAGGUCCAGCUUUCAAUCGACGAUUUCCAGAUGCUUUUGUUCUUUUUAUUACGUUGUUAUAUGAAGUAUAAAUCUAUUAAUCAUAA
Molecule: messenger RNA, 741 nt
Organism: Drosophila santomea
Lineage: Eukaryota; Metazoa; Arthropoda; Insecta; Diptera; Drosophilidae
Product: ubiquitin-conjugating enzyme E2-24 kDa
Exons: 2
Coding region: 122-631 (169 amino acids)
Biological process (GO): protein polyubiquitination
Cellular component (GO): nucleus
Molecular function (GO): ubiquitin conjugating enzyme activity
Source: RefSeq, a predicted model, not a curated record